This is a messenger RNA of Monopterus albus (swamp eel), 2318 nucleotides long. It is a transcript of the gene cpeb3, whose product is annotated as cytoplasmic polyadenylation element binding protein 3. The coding region runs from base 199 to 2223 and encodes 674 amino acids. NCBI's taxonomy places the organism in Eukaryota, Metazoa, Chordata, Actinopteri, Synbranchiformes, Synbranchidae. The record is from RefSeq and is a predicted model, not a curated record. Gene Ontology annotation, cellular component: nucleus; synapse; neuron projection. The transcript is spliced from 11 exons. Gene Ontology annotation, molecular function: mRNA regulatory element binding translation repressor activity; translation factor activity, RNA binding; ribosome binding. Gene Ontology annotation, biological process: negative regulation of cytoplasmic translation.
AUAACGAGAAACUACAACUCCCUACACCUCCCUCGGUAUCAUCCAUGCGCCGCAGUCAAUCAGCUGUUGGGGCAACUGCUGACUAUCUCGCAACAAGGGCAGCUCGUUUGUCACAUCUAAAGCCAGACUAGGCUAAGAGAAAUAUCUUUAUUUACAGAAUCCCAAAAGGUGAACGAUACAGUUGCAUCUCCGCAAACCAUGCAGGAUGAUUUACUGAUGGACAAAAACAAAGCCCAGCCUCACCAUCAGCAAGAUCCGACGCAAGUGGACCCUCCUCCCUCCACCCCGACCCCGUCAUUGGAGCCCAGUUCUUCUUCAUCCGAGUCGGAGAGCCCAUCGACCGGGAGCAACCAAGCUUCAGCGCUCAACAUCAGCAGCAAGGACAAAGUGCCGAUGGAGUCACCGAUCCUGCCCGGUUUGAGCUUCCACCACCAGCCGCAGGAGAUCGGCGGCCCUCUUCCCUCUCCUUCCUCCUCGUUUGGAAGCACUUGGUCCACGGGAACAACAAACGCUGUGGACGAUAGCUUUUUCCAAGGAAUACCCUCGGUGAAUGGGACGAUGCUUUUCCAGAACUUCCCCCACCAUGUCAACCCGGUUUUCGGGGGUAAUUUCUCCCCGCAGAUCGGUCUGGCUCCCCAGUCUCAGCAACAUCAACAGCAAGCUCAGCAGCAGCAGCAGCAACCCCAGCAGAGAAGAUCCCCUGUCAGCCCUAACCAAGGCCCCUUUCCCCAGAGAAACGCUUAUCAGACCGUCAUGAAUAACAGCAAGGGGUCGUCGUCGUCUUCGUCUGCCUCGUCGUCAGCUUGGAAUAACCACCAAAACGCCGCAUGGAGCACAGCUUCCAACCCCUGGGGCGGGCUGCAGGCAGGCAGAGACCCGCGCAGAGCAGUGGGCGUCGGGGUAGGGGUCGGAGUCGGCGUCGGGGUGCCGUCACCUCUAAACCCCAUCUCCCCCAUGAAAAAGCCUUAUAGUAGCAAUGUUAUAGCACCCCCAAAGUUCCCAAGACUUGGUCCCCUCACCCCCAAGCCCUGGAUGGAGGACAGCGCCUUCAGGACUGACAACAGCAACAACAUACUGCCUUUCCAGGACCGGAAUCGGCCCUUUGAUGCUUUUAGCUUGCACGCUUUGGAGAAUUCAUUAAUGGAUAUGAUAAGGACUGACCAUGACAAAGGUAAACCACACCCUGCCGGUGGCCCACCAAUGACUAUCGCUGAUAUUAUAUGGAGGAAUCAUUUUGCAGGACGUAUGGGCCUGAACUUUCAUCACCCUGGAGCAGACCACAUAAUGCCACUGAAUACCCGGAGCUAUGGCCGCAGACGAGGCCGUUCCUGUCUUUUUCCCUUUGAAGAUGGUUUCCUCGACGACGGCCAUGGUGACCCCUCCUUGACCCCAGGCCUGAACUCACCAACCCGCUGUCAGAAUGGAGAGAGGAUGGAGCGCUACUCCAGGAAGGUCUUUGUUGGAGGCCUCCCUCCUGACAUAGAUGAAGAUGAAAUUACCAACAGUUUCCGUCGCUAUGGGCAUCUGGUGGUAGACUGGCCCCACAAAGCUGAGAGCAAAUCUUACUUCCCACCUAAAGGCUAUGCCUUCCUACUCUUCCAGGAAGAGAGCUCAGUUCAGGCCUUGAUCGAUGCCUGCAUUGAAGAGGACGGCAAGCUCUACCUGUGUGUGUCCAGUCCCACCAUCAAAGACAAACCGGUCCAGAUCCGUCCCUGGAACCUGAGCGAUAGUGACUUUGUCAUGGAUGGCUCUCAGCCUCUGGACCCCCGCAAGACCAUCUUUGUAGGAGGGGUGCCACGGCCCCUACGUGCAGUGGAGCUGGCUAUGAUCAUGGACCGGCUGUAUGGAGGUGUUUGCUACGCUGGCAUCGACACCGACCCGGAGCUCAAAUAUCCAAAGGGAGCUGGUCGUGUGGCUUUCUCCAAUCAGCAGAGCUAUAUUGCUGCCAUCAGCGCUCGCUUCGUUCAGCUGCAGCACAACGACAUCGACAAAAGGGUAGAGGUGAAGCCAUAUGUCCUUGAUGACCAGAUGUGUGAUGAGUGCCAGGGGGCACGCUGUGGGGGGAAGUUCGCCCCCUUCUUCUGUGCCAACGUCACAUGCCUACAGUACUACUGUGAGUACUGCUGGGCCAGUAUUCACUCACGAGCCGGCCGAGAGUUUCACAAGCCCCUGGUGAAGGAGGGGGGUGACCGCCCUCGACAUGUCUCCUUCCGAUGGAGCUGAGGUGGGGGGGCGGUCACAAGUCAGCCCUGUCCCGGUGAACCCACACUUGGUCCCUGCUACCCUUUAUACCAGGAAGGAGUUGCACCGUUCCCCCC